GGUUUAGAUAUCAGUUUAGGGCAACUGCUGCUAUAAAUACUCCAACUUCAUACCCAAAACGGUUUAGGGCUUAAACGAACAACAUUGAAGCCGGAAAAGAGGGCUCUUUCGUCACCGUUGUAUCUUAAAAUUCAAUCAAUCAAAUCAAAGAUGGAUCGGUACCAAAAGGUGGAAAAGCCAAGAGCAGAGCAACCCAUUGAUGAAAAUGAGAUCCGAAUCACCAGCCAGGGAAGGAUGCGGAACUAUAUCACCUAUGCCAUCACUUUGCUUCAGGAAAAAGGAUCGUCAGAAAUCGUGUUUAAAGCAAUGGGCAGAGCAAUCAAUAAAACUGUAACGAUUGUGGAGCUGAUAAAGAGGAGAGUUGUUGGUCUUCAUCAAAUUACAACAAUUGGGUCAACAGACAUAACUGAUACAUGGGAACCGCUAGAGGAGGGCUUACUACCUAUAGAAACCACAAGGCAUGUUUCAAUGAUCACCGUAACUCUCUCUACGAAGGAACUGAAUACAUCAUCUAUUGGAUAUCAGCCUCCAUUGCCAGCUGAUCAGGUGAAGGUGGCAACUGAAUUUGAGUAUGAAGGAGAUGGAUCACCAACUGCAAGGGGCAGGGGCCGUGGUAGAAGGGGAAGAGGAAGAGGAGGGUCUAGAGCCACCAUGCCUGGAGAGUAUGAGGACGCGGGAUGGGAUGCACCUCGUGAAUUCACCAGGGGCAGGGGCCGAGGACGAGGUCGUAAUUUCAGAGGUCGCGGAAGGGGAGGUUACAAUAACAAUGGUCCAUAUAUGGAUGAUCAAUACGAUGGAGGAUAUAAUCAAGAAGCCCCACCGAUGCAGCAGGGAAGAGGACGUGGACGUGGGAGGGGAACUCGUGGCAGGGGUCGUGGUUUCAGAUCAAACGGGCCGACUCAGGCUGCAGCGGCAGAUGGAAUGUAAAGAAAGGCUUGUUUCACCAGUUUGCUUGUGGUCUAUGUUUUGUGUAUUUCAGAAGCAGCUUAGGACAUGAGUUUGUAUGAGUUUCACUUUAUUUUUACUAGCUUUAACUUGUCAUAUGUCAUGCCAGCCAUUUUAUAGUGAGCUUGAGCUUCUUUUCCAUCUUGUAAUUUUUUUAUUCUUUUCUUGUUUUUUAAAAGAUAUUAAAAAUAAAAUAUAUUUGUAGGGUC
Messenger RNA from Helianthus annuus (common sunflower), 1154 nucleotides. RefSeq lists its product as uncharacterized. Gene Ontology annotation, molecular function: RNA binding. The transcript has 9 exons. NCBI's taxonomy places the organism in Eukaryota, Viridiplantae, Streptophyta, Magnoliopsida, Asterales, Asteraceae. The coding region runs from base 151 to 927 and encodes 258 amino acids. The record is from RefSeq and is a predicted model, not a curated record.